AAAUAAACCACGGCUAAAUCAAUAUUAGGUGAAACAUUGUGCAGAUAAAAUCUGCCUGGGAUAAUUACGCAGUAAUUCAGGUUUAUGUAUUCCAAACAUAUCGUGUUUCAAUAACAAAAUGGAAGCCUACAUUGAUGGCUGUAAAACAUUGAUUUAGUAAAUGUGAAAAUCAAGUUGAUUAAAUUGCAGAAUGGAGCCGAUGACUGUGAAUGUGUUUUUAAAGUUUGUGCUUUUUGGCUUUGUUCUUGGAGUCUCUAUAGGCUCAGCAAACUCCAGCUGUUUCGAUUCAUCUACAGAUCUUUGCGAUGGAGUUAUACCUGACAUUCCAUAUUUGGCGACUAGAGACCCAACAGUUAUGGUAACCAACGUAACGUUUAACUGGAUAUUUUGCGACGUUUAUGCAAUUAAUACAAGCAUGUGGUACAAGAGCAAAACUCCAAUGAGUACAAGUUGUCCUUCUAUGUUCAUGUGUGGAACAAAAUUUCCCAUCUGGAUGGACGGUCAAAAUCCGGAUACUCAUGACGGGCUGGUAAAUCGGACAUCUUGUUUAAGAGACUUUGACAGCUGUUGCUUACAUACUUACAAACUUGCCGCAAUCAACUGUGGGGAGUUCAUGGCGUAUUGUUUUGUUGAUCUGCCGUCAAAUUGCCAUCAGAGAUACUGCUUUGAUGUGAAGAAAUCGGAACCAAAUACCGACAUAACUCACACACCAACGCUUUUGCAAACUGAAGCGACGUUGUCCAAUGUCUCCUCACCAAAGAUAACACAGCCAGCAAAAGCGACUAUCUCUCUUCCUGAUACUGAUCCUCAUCAAUGGCCGCCAGGGUGA
Messenger RNA from Mercenaria mercenaria, 829 nucleotides. RefSeq names its product uromodulin-like. NCBI's taxonomy places the organism in Eukaryota, Metazoa, Mollusca, Bivalvia, Venerida, Veneridae. The record is from RefSeq and is a predicted model, not a curated record. Bases 191 to 829 code for a protein of 212 amino acids. The transcript is spliced from 6 exons.